GGCCCGGUCCGGCAGGGAGGUCGGUUGGCGUGAGGAAGCGCCUGUGGCACGGGCGGUAGAAAUGAAGAGAAACUACUGGAGAGGCAAAGAAAAGCAUGGAUGGAGCAAUCGCAAGCACAGCUACCAUCCCCGUCGGUACAGAAGACCCAGUCACAAUAACCAUGCUGAAAGCAGGCUGGAACAGGAGGAACCACAGACCCCAGUGAAUGCAGGCCCCAGCAGCAGUGGAAAUCCUUCUUCAUCUAGUUUAACACAGAACUCUGUAGUACCAGAACUGCCGGGAUUUUACUAUGACUCAGAAAAGAAUCGCUAUUUUCGCCUACUGCCUGGACAUAAUAACUACAACCCACUCACCAAGGAGAGCAUUCAGUACAAGGCCAUGGAAUGCAAAAGACUGAGACUCUUAGAAGAGGAAGAAAAACAAAAGAAGAAAACAACCAGGGCUGGACUGAACUCAUCUAUGCUGUUACAGAAAAGGCAGCUGGGUUUGCUCAGUUCCACAAAUUAUUGCAGGCUGGUCCAUGAACUGAAAGUGAACUGCAUGCAGAGGAGGAAGAUAGAAAUUCACAGUCCAGAUUCCUCAGUUGCUGGAACCAACAACUUUAAAAUAAUCGUGGCAGAUGUUGCUUGUGAACGGAUAUUCACUGUGAACGAUGUAGAACAUGGAGGAUGUAAAUAUGGUAUCAUCAACCUCAGUGGUUUGGGGAAGGAGUCUCUCACUGUGGAGAUGUAUGACAACCUCUACUUCACAAACCGCAAAGUGAAUUCUGUGUGCUGGGCAUCAUUGACUCAUCCAGAUUCUCAUGUUUUGCUGUGUCUCAUGGGAAUUGCAGAAACACCAGGCUGUGCCAGUCUGCUUCCAGCAUCGUUAUUCAGCAGCACUAACCCAGGAGACCGACCUGGAAUGCUGUGCAGUUUCAAGAUAUCCACUGCCUGGUCCUGUGCUUGGUGCCUGAAUCCCCAGGCAGACAACUGCUUCAGCACAGGCCUGACAAGACGAGUGCUUGUGACCAAUGUAGUGACAGGGCAUCGGCAGACAUUUGGAACCAGUAGCGAUGUAUUGGCACAACAGUUUGCCACACAGACCCCAAUGCUGUACAAUGGCUGCCGUUCCGGUGAGAUUUUUAGCAUUGAUGUGCGUCAACGCAACCGGAAGGGCCAGAGCUGGAAAGCAAUUCGUUUCUUCCAUGACUCAGCAGUUACAUCUAUUCGCCUUCUUGAGGAUGAACAUUAUCUUAUGGCAGCAGAUAUGGCUGGAAAGAUAAAACUGUGGGACCUGAGAACAGCAAAGUGUGUGAAAGAGUACAAAGGUCAUCACAAUGAGUAUGCUAUUCUCCCUUUGCAUGUAAAUGAGGAGGAAGGGCUUCUUACAGCAGUUGGUCAGGAUUGCUACACCAGAAUUUGGAGUCUCCAAGAUGCUCACCUGCUUAGAACUAUCCCUUCUCCCCACCCAUCCUCCAAAGAUGCCAUUCCUAGUGUGGUGUUUUCUUCAAGACUUGGGGGUAGCCAAGGAGUUCCUGGCUUACUCAUGGCUGUCAAACAGGAUCUCUACCACUUCUCCUAUAACUGACACAAUAUUCUGCUCAGACCUGGUCUGCAAAGCUGCCAGCCUAUACACAACUUGAAAAUUUUUGCACCAGUCACCAUGAUGUUGAGUCACUAUAUGCUGCUGUUGCAUCUGCUUUACCCGUGAAAUUCUGAACCUUCUUCAGCAGGUUCAGCAAAUCUCACUGCAUACAUCUCAGACAUCUUGUAAAUAAAAGCUGAAUGCUUAAUAACUCCUUCA
Messenger RNA from Athene cunicularia (burrowing owl), 1786 nucleotides. It is a transcript of the gene DCAF4, whose product is annotated as DDB1 and CUL4 associated factor 4. The transcript has 14 exons. Gene Ontology annotation, cellular component: Cul4-RING E3 ubiquitin ligase complex. Gene Ontology annotation, molecular function: protein binding. The record is from RefSeq and is a predicted model, not a curated record. Lineage: Eukaryota; Metazoa; Chordata; Aves; Strigiformes; Strigidae. The coding region runs from base 62 to 1570 and encodes 502 amino acids.